Neolamprologus brichardi is the source of this 582-nucleotide messenger RNA. The record is from RefSeq and is a predicted model, not a curated record. NCBI's taxonomy places the organism in Eukaryota, Metazoa, Chordata, Actinopteri, Cichliformes, Cichlidae.
CACUCUGACAGACAGACUGGAUGCUCGGCAGCUGAGACCCACAGUUCUUCAUUUUGUGCACCAGAACUCACAGGAACAAUGAAGAAUCUCUUUCUGGCCUCCUGUUUGCUGCUGCUUUGGACCUUCACAGUGUUUGUCAGCUGUGAAAACACCGCAGACAUAACAGUGAACGAGCUCGCUGAGGGAAUUAAAGUGAUUUGUCCUGACAGUUACGAACCAAAAGAAACAAAAUUGGAAAAAAGAGACAACAACACCAAGGAGUACACAUGCACAAAGUCUGACACAGAGAAACUAAAAAUCUUUGUGAAGUUUCGCAGCUGUGACAACUGUGUAGAGCUUGACAUAAUGUCUAUAGUGGGCAUGGUCAUAGGAAAUGUGGUGGCCACCAUUGUGAUCGGAGUGGGUGUCUAUCUCCUCGCCUCUCAGACUCGAACCGGCCCCGUCGUCUCUAACAGAAAGAGUAAAAGCUCCGACAGACAGCAUCUUGUUUCUGAAAGCAGAGGACCGUCCAAUGACCACUACCAGCCUCUGAGGAGAGCUGGCCAGAGAGAUACAUAUGACGAACUCGUCCACAGAAAAUAA